AUGACUUCUUUGCAAUUUUGGAAUUGUAGAGGAACCAAGAAAGUUGAGGCUACUCUAUAUCUUAAGGAGGUGAUCAAGGAUCAUAGGGUGUUCUUUGUCGGUUUGUUGGAGACCAAGAUUAGUUCUCUUGAUAAUAGUCAAAUUUUGAAAAUUUUGGGCAACAAUUGGAGUUUUUUUGUGGUUCCUGCGGCCAAACAUUCAGGAGGUUUAAUGGUGUUAUGGAGGAAAGAUUUAGCUGAUUUUUCAGUUAUUGAGGUUUCCUCCCAAAUGGUUGUGGGUAAAUUGGAGGUUCUCGGUAAAGGUAGUUGGGUUGUAGCUUCUGUUUAUGGCAGUACUAAUGCUUUCGAAAGGAAGUUGCUAUGGUACAGUCUUGAAAGGCAUUGUUCAGGUGAUCUACCUAUGGGGGUAGGAGGAGAUUUCAACUGUGUACUUUACCAAGAUGAGAAAAGAGGAGGGAAGAAGUUCAGCUUGACUCAAGCUUCCAAGGAUUUUCAUAGUUUCAUGAUUAAUAACGAUCUUCAUGAGGUUAGAUCAAUGGGGCCAAGAUUCACUUGGUGUAAUAAUAAAUCCGAAAGUACUCGAAUCUUGGAGAAGUUAGAUAGAUGUUUUAUUAUUUCCUCGGCUCUAAACAUCAUACAUCUUGCUCUAGUUAAACACUUGUCUCGUAUAGCUUCGGACCAUUGUCCUAUACUGUUGGAUAUUUUCAAACCGGUGGAGUUUGUUAAAAAGAUAUCUGAUAUGAAGAAGUAUGGGUUUCUUAUCAUGGUGUAG
Messenger RNA from Dendrobium catenatum, 771 nucleotides. RefSeq lists its product as uncharacterized. Lineage: Eukaryota; Viridiplantae; Streptophyta; Magnoliopsida; Asparagales; Orchidaceae. The coding region runs from base 1 to 771 and encodes 256 amino acids. The record is from RefSeq and is a predicted model, not a curated record. Gene Ontology annotation, molecular function: catalytic activity. The transcript has a single exon.